Messenger RNA from Elgaria multicarinata webbii, 3459 nucleotides. Its product is annotated as zinc finger protein 271-like. Gene Ontology annotation, cellular component: PcG protein complex; transcription regulator complex; chromatin. Bases 103 to 3357 code for a protein of 1084 amino acids. The transcript has 6 exons. Gene Ontology annotation, molecular function: RNA polymerase II cis-regulatory region sequence-specific DNA binding; DNA-binding transcription factor activity, RNA polymerase II-specific. Gene Ontology annotation, biological process: regulation of transcription by RNA polymerase II. The record is from RefSeq and is a predicted model, not a curated record. Lineage: Eukaryota; Metazoa; Chordata; Lepidosauria; Squamata; Anguidae.
AAGCAGGAGCAGGACAGAGACGCCACCUAUGAGGGCAGCGGGAGGUGCGGCGAGGAGAAGACAAGCCAGCCGGAAAAUUCCGGAGAAUUGCAGCCAUAUUGGAUGGUGUCUGAAAGCACCGAGCCAAACGUUCCCCGCUGUUCCGAGCUGGGAGGUGUUUCUGGGGGCCGGAAGGGAAGCAGCUCUCCGGACCGGGCCGAGGAUGCUCCCGUGCGUUGCCAGCAGGGCUACGUGCCGCUCGACGGACGACUCACCCAGCCAAGGAUCGCCAAGAGCGGGAGGGAGAAGACGUGCGCCGAAUGCGGGAAAACCUUUCGGUGGAGAGCUGAGCUGGUGGCCCACGAGCGGGCGCACACCGGGGAGAAGCCGUACGAAUGCCUGGACUGCGGCCGGAGCUUCAGCUACAAAUCCCGCUUGAUCGCCCAUAAGAAAAUGCACACGGGCGAGAAGCCGUACAAGUGCGCGGACUGCGGGAAAAGCUUCAGUCGGCAGCCCCACCUGAUCGCGCACGAGAGGGUCCACACGGGAGAGAAGCCCUACGCUUGCUCCGAGUGCGGGAGGAGCUUCAGCGACCGUUCGAAUCUGAACACCCACAAGCGGACCCACACCGGGGAGAAACCCUACCGGUGCGCGCACUGCGGGAAAAGCUUCAGCCAGAGCUCGACCUGCAUGAAACACGAGAGAAUCCACACGGGCGAGAAGCCGUACAAGUGCGCCGUGUGCAGCAAGAGCUUCUGCCAGCGGUCGCAGCUGAUCAACCACGAGAGGAUCCACACGGGCGAGAAGCCGUACAAGUGCGCCGUCUGCGGGAAAGAGUUUAGCCGGAGGACGGACCUCGUCACUCACCAGAGAAGACACACGGGCGAGAAGCCGUAUAAAUGCGUGGAGUGCGGGCGGAGCUUCAGUGCGGGAUCAAGCCUCAAUGAACACAAGAGAUCCCACACCGGGGAGAAAGCGCAUCGGUGUUCGCGCUGCGGCAGACGUUUUGCUCACCUUUCGGACUGUGUGAAGCACGAAAGAAACCACGCGAAAAAUGGCGUCUCGUUUUCCUUGGGAACCUCCUCAGAGCGAAGUUUUUUGGCAAGAUUUCCAAGAAGAGCCCGCAGGAACACUAGCAUAGGUUGUGCUCUGCCCUGGGCGAGAAUGAAAAUGGAGAAAAGAGAUGAUUUUGCUCCAGGUGUCGAAUUGAAGCCUGUACCCAAAGGAAUGAAAACAGAAGAAGAGGAUCCGGCCAGUUACGAACCAGGGAAAGGAGCAGGAAACGGUGCUGACCUCAUCUGGGCUGAGAGCACCAGAGGAUUCUGGGAAAGAGCGGUAUUGCCCCAAGUUAAGCUGGAACCCAGCGAAGGGCUGCAGCAACGUUGGGAAACCCAGUGGCAGGGGUUCUUGAAGAAGCUGGAGCCCACCCACGCAGGACAGAGUGCGCCGCAAACAGUGCAGGCCGUGCCCUUUGAGAGUAGCAAGGAUUUCCUGCCCUGCUCUGAGACAGUUGCAGACCCCAGCCAGCCGCCUCUGGAGAAGUUCCAAUUACAAGCCUGCCCAGGAGUCAGCAAUCUCUUGACCAAAGACGAGGCAGAUGGUGGGGGAGUGAAGGAAGAGACCCUGGGGGAGGAGGAGGAAGAGAAGGCUGUUGCUACGGAUGUGCAGUGCCAGCGCUUCAGGGAAUACCGCUACCCGUUUGCCAAGGGGCCCCAAGAGGCUUGCAGCCGACUCCGGGAACUUUGCCUUCGGUGGCUGAAGCCGGAGAAGCGAACGAAGGAGCAGAUCCUGGAGCUGGUGGUCCUGGAGCAGUUCCUGGCUGUCCUGCCCUCGGAGAUGCAGAACUGGGUCAGGGAAGGCAGCCCGGAGACCUGUUCCCAGGCAGUGGCCCUGGCACAGGACUUCCUUCUGAGGCAGCGAGAGAGCGAGAGCCAGGAAUUGCAGGUUCCCAGGGCGUUGACGGAGGAAGCGCUUAGUUUAGCAGAGGCGAAGGGGUCUCCGCUAGACGGCUGGCAGAGGUUGAUCAUCCAGGAGGUCAAACAGGAGGCCGAUGGAGAUGCCACCUCGGUAGCAGGCAGCGAUACGAAAUCAUGCAAAGUGGGUCAGAAUCUAGAGUCUAGAGAACAUGAACCGUUUGGAAUGUCGCCCAGAAGAGCCAAACAGGAUGUUUCCUGCUGCCCGAAUCAAAGAGAAGCUUCUGCGAGCCAGCAGGGCAACAUCACAGAGAAUGAAAGCGGGAAAUUCAUUAACGGUCAGGGCCAAUACGAGGAAGUCGAGAAGCCCAAAGUCCUCAACGGCUGGCAAGAAAACCAGGGCAUCGAGUGCGGCAAAGUCUUCGUGAAAAGACCCAGCGUGAAAAAGAAACAGUGUAAGUGCCCGGAUUGCGGGCAAAGCUUUAACAACCGCUCGGUCCUCAUUAACCACCAGAAAAUCCACACGGGCGAGAAGACCUACGCCUGCCCUGACUGUGGGAAGAGCUUCAGCGACCACUCGCACCUUAUUAGACACCAGAGAAUCCACACGGGCGAGAAGCCCUACGCCUGCCCCGACUGCGGGAAGAGCUUCUGCCAGCAGUCGCAACUCGUGAGACAUGAGCGGAUCCACACAGGGGAGAAGCCCUACGAGUGCCCGGAUUGCGGGAAAAGCUUCAACCGGACCUCGCACCUAGUCCUGCACAGGAGGACGCACACAGGGGAGAAGCCGUACACCUGCGCGGACUGCGGGAAGAGCUUCUGCAGGAGCAACAUCCUGGCCAUCCACCAGAGGACCCACACGGGCGAGAAGCCCUACGCCUGCCCCGAUUGCGGGAAGAGCUUCCGCCAGCAGUCACAGCUCGUGAGCCACGAGAAGACCCACACGGGGGAGAAGCCCUACACUUGCCCGGACUGCGGAAAAAGCUUCAACCGCACCUCGCACCUGGUCUUGCACAGAAGGACGCACACGGGGGAGAAGCCGUACACCUGCGCGGACUGCGGGAAGAGCUUCUGCAGGAACAACGUCCUGGCCAUCCACCAGAGGACCCACACGGGCGAGAAGCCCUAUGCCUGCCCCGACUGCGGGAAGAGCUUCAGCGACCGCUCGCACCUCAUUAGACACCAGAGAAUCCACACGGGCGAGAAGCCCUACGCCUGCCCCGACUGCGGGAAGAGCUUCAGCGACACGUCGAGUUUCAUCGUGCACAAGAGGACCCAUACGGGGGAGAAGCCCUUCGAGUGCCCCGACUGCGGGAAGAGCUUCAACGGCACCUCGGCGCUCGUCCGGCACAAGAGGAUCCACGCGGUCAAGAGGCCCUACGCGUGCCCCGACUGCGGGAAGAGCUUUAACAACCUCUCCAAUUACAAUAAGCAUCAGACGCUCCACGGUGAAGCCAUUUGCUAGAAAUUUUUUUUUAAAGGAAUAGGAAAGGAAAGGAACCUCUCGUGAAAGCACUGAGUCAUUACUGACUCUUGGAGGGACACCAGCUUUCGCUGACGUUUUCUU